CGUAUACUACUUAUAGAUUUUCAGUACUGAAACAUACUGAAAGUUGCUGACACGCUGACAGUGAAUUUCGGAAUGCAGCCCCUAUGUUGAUAGUGAUAGCGUUGAUGCAUAAACCAAAAAGAAAAAUCGUGACCAGCCCCUACUGAAAAAAAAAAACGAAAGAAACAGAAUUAAGGAAAAGAAAUUUUUAAUGGCUGAGAUAAUAACGGCAAAUGUACAGAAACUUGGAAAUGAAGAAUUAGGAAAUUCUUGCAAAGAAAACGAAUUUAAGUGCCCAAGUCAUAUGACGCAAGAGCAUGACGGUCUGUCAGAAGUGAAUAAGGAUCCAACGAUGAAUUCCCUUUUCAUCAAAUGUGAAAGAAAAGAUCCUGAUACGGAUUCAGAUCCAAGGUUUAAUAAAUCGCCAAACCAUAUAUGUAGUACACCUAACAAAGUGAAUAAUCUGACGGGUUUUGACGAUACAAAUUGUGCAGAUAAAAAUACAAAUAGUCCUCAAAAGAACAUACACUUGGUUAAUCAAAAGGACUUGUUGAAGAGUCCGGCAUUUAAAAGUCCAGUGUUUAAAAAGUCAGAUAAAUCUGUGGAUAUAACUCCGGUGGACACAUGCCCGCAAAGAAAAAGAACGAUUAGCAUAAAUAGUGAUUGCGAUACGUUCAAAUUAGAAUUGUGCGAUAUAGAAAAUUUCAAUAAUUUUGAAAGUAUUGAUCUAUUGCACGACUUAGAUUCUGUAGUAAAGUUUGAACAUGGUAAUGAUGUUUUAUUAUCCUCGAUGAGGGACGACAAUCUGUCAGAAGACUCAGAAGUGAAUAAGGAUCCAACGACGGAUCCCCUUUUUAUCAGUGAUUCUGAAAAGAAAAAUCUUGACACGACUUCAGAUUCAGACGAACAGUUUAACAAAAAACGUAAGCUCAGAAUAGAAUUAAGGCCUCGAGUAAAAAGGAAAAACAAAUGUCAUUUCAAGAAACGUAAAUCGAAUACAGAAGAGGAAUAUCUUUCAGAAAAGUUGAAAAAUUUUGAGGAAUGGGAAGAAAUCCCGUUAAUUAACAUAAAAAAAUUGAUGGACCUACAUGUAAAACUGACUCAUGAGGUAUCACCACAACACAAAAUAGAGGUUUCUGGAUCUCAUGCGCCAACGAGAACAGCGAAAAUAUUAUUUCAGAAACAUGGGCCAGUCCGAAAUGGUCCGUAUACACCUACAGAGGACAAUAUUAUCAGGAAAAACUGGGAGAUGUUUUGCGAGCUCCAUGACUGGGAUGCAAAGACAGUCGAGCCAUUUCUUUAUUGGAGACACAAUGGAAGAUACUUUAUACGCGAUGUGAAGGAAAGACAGAAAUUUGUUCAAUUUUUGGCAAAUGGGUUACCUUGGCGAACUCUCUACAGCGUUUAUUCCAGAUUUAAAGUAUUAUAUCGCAAUAAAAUCACUACUCGUUAUACUUCUAAAGAAGAUAAAAUAAUUUUAAAGUACAUACAGAAUAAACAUCUUAAGAAACAUGAUACUAAAUUUAGUGAAUUGGGAAAGAUACUAAAACGAACAAGUAGAUCGAUCUUUAUGCGAUAUCAGCAUCUCAAAAAUCAAGCUCAGGAUAGAUCGGAUACGGAACCGUUAGUUGACAUUAGGUGGACGUUACCACUGAUAAAAAAAUUCAUAAAAACUUUACUCAAUGUUACAUUAAGUGAAGAUAUAAGAGAUCUCAAAGAUGCCACGCUUCCCAAGCCAGUGUGGCAGAAAAUGGAAACAAAACUAAAUAUACAUGAGAAUGUCUUAAGAACCUUCUGGCAACAUCAGUUGCAUCUGCAAUUAUUCAGUACAGAUCCUAUUUAUUUAAACGACAUUAAGAUACAGUUAAUUGAAUAUAUGUAUGCAAAAGGAAUAUCGAAUACUCGUGAAAUUAUAUGGCCCAACGUUGCAAAAUACUUUGAUGGAGCAACUGGAGUAUUUCUUUGCAAGGUCUUUUAUUAUCUUGUUCAAGAAUGCAAUAUGAGUGACGUGGAUAAUUUCGUCGGUAACAAAAUAUCAAAAUUGUCCUUAAUAAAUGUUAUGCAUACUGCGUACAUAUAUUAUAUGAGAAUUUUUAUGUUACAGAUGUUGUGGAACACUUAUAUCAUACUAAAAUUCCUGAAAUUCGAAAGGCCCUAACCGAUAAGUUUUUACCUAAAAUUGUGUAUAAAGAUGGGAAAGUAUCUUUACUAAAUGAAAACAGAACAACAGCCGAUACUGAUCAAGAA
This is a messenger RNA of Temnothorax curvispinosus, 2226 nucleotides long. RefSeq lists its product as uncharacterized. The record is from RefSeq and is a predicted model, not a curated record. Gene Ontology annotation, biological process: regulation of transcription by RNA polymerase II. Lineage: Eukaryota; Metazoa; Arthropoda; Insecta; Hymenoptera; Formicidae. Gene Ontology annotation, cellular component: nucleus. Gene Ontology annotation, molecular function: DNA-binding transcription factor activity, RNA polymerase II-specific; RNA polymerase II cis-regulatory region sequence-specific DNA binding. The transcript has 7 exons. The coding region runs from base 191 to 2137 and encodes 648 amino acids.